Erinaceus europaeus (western European hedgehog) is the source of this 11928-nucleotide messenger RNA. RefSeq names its product ring finger protein 217 (gene RNF217). The transcript has 6 exons. The record is from RefSeq and is a predicted model, not a curated record. Gene Ontology annotation, molecular function: ubiquitin conjugating enzyme binding; zinc ion binding; ubiquitin protein ligase activity. Gene Ontology annotation, biological process: positive regulation of proteasomal ubiquitin-dependent protein catabolic process; protein polyubiquitination; ubiquitin-dependent protein catabolic process. Lineage: Eukaryota; Metazoa; Chordata; Mammalia; Eulipotyphla; Erinaceidae. The coding region runs from base 618 to 2225 and encodes 535 amino acids. Gene Ontology annotation, cellular component: ubiquitin ligase complex; cytoplasm.
GGGUGAGGGGCAGCGGGGAGGGCUCUCUAGGUGAAGCACGAGGAGGAGGAGGUCGCCCUCUCUGGCCUUUCCCUCGGGGCCCCUGGCGGCUCGCUGGAGCUCCGGCUGCGCCUCCCGGUGCGCGCCGCUGCAGCGCCACAGGCCCCUCCACCCUUUGACCACCGCCCUCCGUGGCCGCCUGUCCCGCACGGCCCUCUGCGGGGAUCGGCGAUGGCGCGGGACUGACAACGUCUUCCCCCCACCCCACCUCGGACCCCUCUGCCCCGCCGCCCGGGUUGGGGGAGUGUGUGUGUUGGGGGGUGGACUCCCGGGGACCGCGGCGCAGUCCAGACCUGCAUGUGGGGCGGGCGUGCCGGCGCCCGGAGUGAUCGGCCCGAGGCGCUGCCUGGCCGCGCCGGAGGACGAGGAGCAGCGGGCCGAGCCGGGCUCCCCACGCGCCGCGGCCCCGGAGCACGGGCUCCCCGGAGGGAGCUCGGGGCGUCCCAGCACCGCAGGAGGGACCCGGAAGCAGAAGCAGGGCCGCGAGUGGAGCCGAGCCGCUGUCUCCGCUGCCCGCCGGCGCCGGGUGGGGGUCCCGGUGGCUGGAUGGGCAGCGGCGGCGCGGGCCGCGGGCGGCGAUGGGCGAAGAGCAGAGCACGGUGAGCGGUCGCGACGCGCCCCCGGAGGCGAGGGCUGCAGCCAGCGGCGCCGCGGGCCACCACGAGCCCCCUGGCCCGCGGGGGUGCAGCGCUGGGGAGCCGGGGCCGCGCGCCACCUCCGCGGAGCCGGGCGGCGGCGGCUGUGAAGCCGACCCGGGCUGCGCAGACACCGGCGCCCCGGAGCCCGCCAGGACCCCGGAGAGCCAAGGACUAGAGCCGUCCACGGGACUCUCUCCCGCCGGCCUCCUCACCCCCCGCACACUGCAGCUGCAGCUGGAAAAGGAGGAUGGAGCUGGGGACUCGAACGAGGGAGGGUAUGGACCACGGGAGGUGCCCCCCGGCGAGGAGCGGGAGCCCGGGACCCCCGUCGGGACGGCGGCGGCGGACAGCUUGGCUCUGGACGUGCUGGGACAGAGGCGCCGGCUCCCCGCCAGCAGGCAGGUCUUCUGCUCCGUGUACUGCGUGGAGAACGACCUGCCCCGGGCCUCCUCCACCUCGCAGCUCUCCCCGCCCGCCUCGCCACCUCGGAUCCCGCCGGUGACGACGCCCCCCGGGACCCCCUCCUCUUUCCCCAGCCCCCGGCUGUCCCUCCCCGCCGACCCCCUGUCCUCCGAUGGCGGCGGCAUCGAGCUGGAGUUCUACCUGGCGCCCGAGCCGUUCUCCGUGUCCAGCUUGUUGGGAGCUCCACCCUACUCUGGCCUGGGUGGGGUAGGGGACCCUUAUGCGCCCCUCAUGGUGCUGAUGUGCCGGGUGUGCCUGGAAGACAAGCCCAUCAAACCCUUGCCCUGCUGCAAGAAGGCGGUAUGCGAGGAGUGCCUCAAAGUCUACCUGAGCGCCCAGGUGCAACUUGGCCAAGUAGAAAUCAAAUGUCCUAUCACAGAAUGUUUUGAAUUCCUGGAAGAAACAACAGUUACCUAUAAUUUAACACAUGAAGACUCCAUCAAAUAUAAAUACUUCUUGGAACUUGGUCGUAUUGAUUCCAGCACGAAGCCUUGUCCUCAGUGCAAGCACUUUACAACCUUUAAGAAAAAAGGACAUAUUCCCACCCCUUCAAGAUCUGAAAGCAAAUACAAAAUCCAGUGCCCCACCUGCCAAUUCAUCUGGUGUUUUAAGUGCCACUCUCCUUGGCAUGAAGGUGUUAACUGUAAGGAGUACAAGAAAGGAGACAAAUUGUUGCGUCACUGGGCCAGCGAAAUUGAACACGGACAGAGGAAUGCCCAGAAGUGUCCAAAGUGCAAGAUCCAUAUCCAGAGAACUGAAGGGUGUGACCAUAUGACCUGUUCACAAUGUAACACUAAUUUUUGUUAUCGAUGUGGGGAAAGGUAUCGUCAGCUCCGUUUCUUUGGAGACCACACAUCAAACCUCAGUAUAUUUGGAUGCAAAUAUCGCUACCUCCCAGAGAGACCUCAUCUAAGGAGAUUAGUGCGAGGGUCCGUCUGUGCUGGAAAAUUAUUUGUUGCACCUCUAAUCCUGGUUUUGGGAUUAGCACUAGGGGCCAUAGCAGUUGUAAUCGGUUUGUUUGUAUUCCCCAUAUAUUGCCUUUGUAAAAAACAAAGAAAACGAUCACGGACAGGUAUGCACUGGUGAAAUGCAAACAACUGAGCUUGUGCAAGUAGGAGAUACACAGAAUGGUACACUCACCUGAGAAUCAAGUCUUGAAAAAUACUGAGAGGAUCUUAAUGCCAUCUCGUCUCCUUAUGGUUCUCUACAGACCACAAUGCCUCUAGCUCCGGUGCACUCCCAACAUGGUAUCCUGUCCUUACCUAUUCAGUUUGCUGCUUUUAAAAAAUGGUCACUUUGAUAAACUAUGAACAUCUGUAUCAUUAUUCUGACCUUAAUGGUUCUUUGAAAACGUACUUUCAUUAAGAACCAAUUACCCUCAGAAUUGUCUGAGCAUGUCUCUCUUGUGCACUACUUGGACUGUCUUUGUUCCUGAACCUCCCUCCAGACCAUCUUCUGAAAAUUGGAUUAAAUAGCUCAAGUUCCACCUGUACCAACAAGCAAAGCCACUUUUCAGAAGAUAAAGGCUUACCAUAUGCACCUGUUUUCAUCUGUGGCCCAAGCAGUGUGAUUCCUUCAUCUUUCAGAUACUAUAAUUGUUAAAAAUGCCCAAAUGGGCACAAGUGAAACUAAAUUAAUGAGAAAAACUACGAGUUACUGAAUUGUGUAUGUGUAUGGAGUGUGAUGUGUGUAUAUUAAUAUCUGUAUUAAAGUUAGGCCCAAGUACUUGUUGUCAAGUUCCAUGCCUCUACAUUAUUUUCCCACAUUUUCAUGGACAUAUAUAAAAAUGAUGGUUCCUUUGUGUGCAUAAUUUAGUAAUGUAUUGAGUUAAAAUCAGUGUAGACAAUAGGCUUGUUAGCUGUUUACCCUUUGUACUCCUCUUUCUCUUCCUCUCUUUCUUACACUCACAGAGAUAGUUUCAUUGUCACUUAAAGAAUCAACCAUUGUAACUGACAAAACUGAAAAUCUGCUUUUAAGAAAUUCUCAAGACUUACUGUUAAAUCUUUCCAUAUUUCUUAUAUUCUUUUACACAUGCUUCACUAUAUAAAUAAAUCCUGCAGGCAGUAAUAAUCACCUUAAAAUUUUUACCUGAACCUUUUAAACCACUUCUAUUCUGCUCUUUUUUAAAACCAACUUACUACAGAGAACUCUGCUCUAGGUCAAAGUGUGAUAUUACUCAGUACCUCACCUUUUGGUCUCUCUCUCGUAUUUCUCAUAAAACAGAUAUUCCUGUGAGUGCUUCUUCUUAUAUUUACUGCUCAAAUUGAUAAAUAAUGUGUUGUCAUCUUCUUACAGAAGGGUAUGUGAAACCAUUUUAUGCUUGCUCAAAUUCAUAAAUAAUGUGUUGACAUCUUCUUACAGAGGUGUAUGUGAAACCAUUUUAUGUUCGAGGGUUUAUCUAAAACAUAGAGUGCUUUAUGGAGAAAGAAACAAAAAGUGGUGGAAAUAUUUUCAAGAGAUUUUUACCAAACUGAGAGGUCUUUAAGAUAAGAGAAGGACAAGUAUCUAAACUAUGUUUCUCUUUUUUUUUCCCAUUAAAAAAAAAACCAGUUCAGCAGAAGGAAAUAAAGACACCUCCCCCCAAGAAACUUAAAUUUUCUGUUGUUUCCAGAUCCGUAAAAUUAGCUAUCACCCCUAAGUGUAGCAUUUGUCUGCAACCUUGUCAGACUUGAAACUGAUUGUGAUAAAACACGCAUUAACAUGGAUAUUUUGUCUGUAAUGGACUCUAGUGUAAGAACUUUUAUCAUUUCUUUGAGACAUAAAAAGGUCACAAUAACAGAGUUUACUUCCACAGAUAACUUACUAGUACACUUCCAGUCUUUCUAAAUUACACUCAAAGCUGUUACCCUUAAUAACUCUAGAAUAACGUUUAAGAUGUGUAUAUAAUACAAGAAAAAGUUAUUCUUUAGUUUCACAAGUUCAUCUAUCCACUUACUCAUUUAUCCAUUCAAUAAGCAUUUACUGAAUGCCUAUUCUGAGUGCUAUAGUUCUAAAACUGAAAGAAAACUUUUGAGCCUAAACACAUAAAUUUCGUUAUGAACAUGUUCACAUAUGAUAGAUUUGUCUUUUUCUGACUUUAGCAUUAGUUUGGCAGUACAUAAGUAUGAUGACUUCUAAAUCUAGUGGGUAUGCUUAUAUAUGAUAUAUAUGUAUGUGUGUAUGUAUACAUACAUAUAUAUAUAUAUAUACACACAAAUACUUCCCUAGCUGCAUAUGGAUACAUAUGCCACAUACAUAUAUGCAAGCUGGCUAAAUAUAUUCUCUGGUAUGAGAGAAUCUAUUUUCUUAGGUUAUUGUUUCUCGUGUCUUUGGCCUACUCAGGGAUUUUUAUUCUGUUCUUUGAAUAACUUAUCUUUUUGAGAUAUUUUUAUAUUAUUUGAAGAUGUUCCAAUUUUCCAGUUACAAAGUGGUGUCUGUUGUCAGUGAAAGCUAGUUCAACAGUGCUUGAGAUAAUUUGCAGGAUUUUGGUUUUUCUAUUGCAUAAUUUCUUAACUUAAUGCAUUUUCUCUUUGAAAACUGGUAUACAGGAAGCUUUUCCCUGCCAGUAAUACACAGUAAUUAUUUGUGAAUAUUUUAUUGUGUCAUCAUGAUCAUAAAAAGAGAAAAUUAAAAGGUUAUUUAUCUGUUAGUGCCAAUAUUCAAGGUAAAAACAAGAGUAACAACUUUGGCACAGAUUCUAAAACUACUUUAGAAAAAGAAAUGUGCACACAAUAUAAAGAACUUUCUAUCUAAGAUGUGUCAUUUUUACAUGUUUUUAUUAUAAAUUUAAUAUAUAAGCCUUAAAAUCAGACUAUAUGAAUUAUGAAAUACAAUUUCCUUUUCCUAUUCUGCCUCUUAUUUUCUAGGGGUGACCACUGUUUAAGGUUUGGUAUGUGUCCUUCUAGACACUGUCUACAAGUUCAGAAGUUGUAUACACAUAAGUAUGUCUAUCUGUUUGUGUUUAUACAAAUAGGAUAACAUUCAUACUGUCCUGUGACUUUUCUAAUGUUAGAUAAGGUAGAUACCUUUCCAUACGAGUUUUAGUAUAAUUACCUCAUUCUUUUAUAGAUAUAGUCUAUUGCUGGACUAUAAUUUGUUUCAUUAAUCCCUUAUUGAAGAGACAUCAAAAUGGUUUUCAUUUCUCUAUUACAAAAUAUCAAUGAAGAAUACACAUACAUAUGUGUGUAUACAUACAUAAAUAUAUAUAUAUAUAUAUAUAUCUUGUCAUUUUGUAACCAUUUCUAUAAGUUAUUUGCAUUGAUUUUUAAAAGAUACUUAUAUGCUUUUUCAGUAAACAAGGGGACAGAGACAAUGUAUUUGAAAACCCUUUUGGGGGGGAGAAAAGAAAUAUUACAUAUUUUAAAGAAAAGGAACACAUUUUUAAAAGACAGUUUUUAGUCCUAUUGCAUUAGCCAAAUAUGUGCCUCAAAGUUAUACAAAUUUCAACCCAUUCUAAUAAUAAAAUGAGAUUACUAUAAGACAUGCAACAUAGAUGCAUUGAUGUUUAGAUUAUUUAGUUUUGAAACUUAAGGAAUUUAAAUGUAGCCAAAUUGAUGAUGUAUCAUAUUUUUAAAAAUACUUUCCAUGUUCAUGCAUGUUGCUCCACAAAAGAACUUUAUUGUGUCAUUAUAAAAAUAUGUUGGCAAUUAUGAGUGACGACAAUUAGCCAUACAAAAUUGAAUUAGACCAUAUGUAAGGUUUGUUGGGGCACUUAAAAUUUUAGUAAUAAUGUGAAACAUUCUUUUUACAAUGAAUCCCAGCAGUUCCCUAGGAACUUUUCUAUGUGGAUUUUUUUUUUUUAAAAAAAAAAAAAAGGAAGAAAGAAAGAGAUCAAACCUUUUAUUACCAGCAACAUCUUGUUGCCAUUACCUUAAUUUCCUGAUAGGUGCUGUUGUAUCCUAAAGAUAGAACAUACUGGAAAACAAAGAUAAUUGCACACAAGUCAGCUUACAACCUGAGCCCUUUCAUUGUACUUUUUUUGUUGCAGUAUCAGGAUUCAGUGAUGCAUAUCAGGAAAUUCCUGAUCUGUGCCAUUUACCGUAUUAUGAGUCCCAAGACUCCAGAUAAGCCUUUAUCUUUCAACCCAGCCACCCAAACAAAUGUAUAGCCCAGGGCUCCCCCAAAAUACCUGUGAACCCCUGGAAUCUCUUAAAAUCCCUAGGCACCCUCCUUUUUUAAAAAUUUUAUUUGUAAAAUGGAAAUAUUGGCAGGACUAUAGGAUAAGAGGGUUAUAUUUCCACAUAAUGUCCACUCCCAGAGCUCCAUGUCCAGUCCCCUUCCUUUUUAGCUUCCCUAUUCUUUAUCCCUCUGGGAGUAUGGACCCUGGAUCAUUGUGGGAGCACCCUCCUUCUCUUUCCUCAAAGUUGUUGGUACUUCAACUCUUCACUGAGAGAAAAGAUGAUGAGAGAUAGGAGAGAUGAAAAAAGAAAGAAACCUCACUCUGGCAUCUGCAAAAGCAUUGUUCGACCUUCUUGGCCUUUGCCUUUGGAUCCAAGAGAUUCAUCCAGCUUUUCCUUCAUUACACAAACGCAAUUAUUUUUAACAGCAGAUGAUCCAAACUGCCUGUUAACCUCAGAAUUACUUUUCAAAACUAUACUUCAUUAAGUACAAAAAAUAAGUAAAUUUAUGCCAAAAUUCAGUUUAGAUUUAAUCCUUACAAGCAAAUUGCACAUAUGCCUUAAUGUGAACCUUCACAUUAGAUUGUAGGCUUUUUUUUUUCAUAUUUGUGGCUGAAACAUAUCCCAACUAUUAAAAGUAAUCUUCAGUGAUCAACUUCUGUUUUGUGUUCAUACCAUUACAAAUAUAGCCUUACUAUUUAAUAAUGCACUUUAGAGUACUUGUGCCAUUUUAGUAAGUUGACAGAGUUAAACAAACUGAAACACAUAUUUUGAUGGAGACAGUAGAAAUCACAGUGCUAUGUGAUACAUGUCACCUCUUUAAAUACAAAGGACCCAAGUUAUUGUAAUACUAGAAAUUGUUACCAGGAAUUCAGACAGAGCAAGUAGUUAAAAAAAAAUUACCUAUUAACCGUGUAGGAAAGUUUGCUUAAGAUAUUUCUACUGUAAGAUAUUUUUACUGCAUAAUAAUAAUUGCACUUUUAUGUUUCAUAAGAUCAAUAAAAGAAAUUCAACUAGCUAGAAGUAUAGUUAAGUACAGUAUUAUCACCAAUAACCAAUUUGAAGGUUUUUGUUUACUUACUUGUUUUUCAAAUGAUUGUGAUUUAACUGUAACAGUUCUUCCUGCUAUGGAAAAUAAGGUUGAUAAUCCCACUUGUAAUAUGUAUAUCAACAAUUAUUAACUUUAAUAAAACAAAUCAUUUUCACAAACAUUAAGACAUGGUUUUGGAAACCAUCAGAGUUUAACACUUUUGAAAGUAUUCAAAAUGACAAGAAAUUAUCUUUUGGAUAAAACUAAUGUGACAAACCAUUAAAUGAGAUUCAGUGGAACUCCUUUGUCUCCUUAAUUUUAAGAAUAGAACUAUUAUUCAUUUAGUCAAGUAUUAUGUGGAGUUUUUAUUGUACAUAACUGUUGUCUCAGCUGUAUUUGACUCUCUACUCAUGCAGAAAGCAGAGAGUCACAAAUACCUACAACUUAUACCUAUCUUCUUAUAGUGUUAGUGGAAGCUUUUGGUCAUAUGACCCCUAUGCACAGUGCUAAUUUUAGAAGAUGUAUUUAUGCACAUUGUAAAGUAUAUUCUUUGGGGGUAAAGAAGUGACUGUUUUAAGAAUAAAAAUAUAGACUUAAAAGGCAAUAAAUUGUUUUUAAAAACAUACAUAAAAGAUUGCCACACUUUUUUAGCUUAUAAAAGAUACUAUAUUGGGUGUAAUUUGGUGUAUUUAAUUUUACAUCAUAUGGAUUAUGCAGGCUUAUUAGCAAUGAAAACAACCUCUUUUGUUUUUUAGGUCUAACCCACAUUUUAAUCACUGUGUUCUAUUAUCAUUAUUAUUAUUAGGUUAUUUUGUUUGUUUACCAGAGCACUGUUCAGCUCUGGCUCUUUGUGGUGCAGGGGAUUGGCCUGGGAUCUCAGAACUUUAGGCAUGAGAGUCUAUUCAUAUAACCAUUUUGCAAUUUCUCCCACCCCAUCAUUAAUAUUAAGUGACUUUCUCCCAAACUUGUGAAGUGGCAGUCACUUCAACACCAAGUUCCUAUUCCUUUAAGAUUUCCUGUUUAUCUCUGUAGUCCAUUUUCAUCUUGGCCAAAUUUGGGAUCAGUUUUGCCUUACCAUUAACUUCUUUUGAUUCUAAGGACAUAAAGUUUAAAUACUGAAAUGACACCAAUAUUUGGCUCUGGUGGUGAACAUGAUUUAUUUUGGUUUAUUUGUAAAUUAAAUUGUAUCAAGAAUACUUGGACACUAUUCCACAUCUUGGUAGCAAUUGAAUAAUGGCCCUGCCCAGACCUCUUGUCAAGACGUCAAAUGAAUCAGAAGAUGUUUAGUUGGAUCAGAAAGCCCAGAAAUUGCUUCCUGAAUACUGUAAAGUCAAUAUUGUAUUUGCAUAUUAGAUGUACAAAGCGCAUGUGUGGACAUUUAUCCUAACCUUAUUCAGCCUGAUUCUAAUUUGUUCAUGUUUUGUCAAAAAUACCCAAAUGGCUUGUGAGCUUCCUUUAAGUAAACAAACAAACAAACCAAAAAAAAAAAAAAAAGCUAUAGCUUGGAAUUGGGUCUACAUUGAUACAGUUUUUCAAUAUAAAAUUCAACCAUGGAUUCAUAAUUUAUUACAAAGUCUACUAGACUUUUUGAUUACCCAAAGUAUAUCACUCUGAAUAACUGGUUAGACCCAUUCUAGAGAAACAGUUGAUCAUUUGCAGAUGUUCUACUUUUCCAUUAAUAUAACAUAUAUAACCACAUUCAAGAUAUACUUAGUAUAAAUUCAGUACAGGAUUUGGGAAAAUUCAAGAAACAAACAUUCAGAUAGGAAGGAAUCCCAGAAAUUUCUAAAAUAAUGUCAUUUCAGAUUCUUUGUAGUUGGUAAGUUAUUUGUUCCAUGCAUAACUGUCUAGUGUUUAACUCUUGCCCCACCAGGGGAAAUAGUCUCAAUAAUCCAGUCAAAUUCUCAAAAAUAAUAUUUUAUUAAGGUACUACUUCUCUGAAGUAUCUUUCAAGUAAAUUCUAUUUAAAUAUUUGCAAUAUAUCAAAAUUGUUUAAUUUAUAGAAAACUAAUGUGUUUUAUGUUUCUUUAUAAAAAUUCUACAUCAAGUGUCAUAGUUUUUAUCAGCUGGCUAAACCCUAUUUCUAAAAAAAAAGGGGGGGUUCUAAAAACUUUUUUAAAGCUUUUUUAAAGUUCCAUAUGGCUAUAGCUGAAAUGUAUUAUUUUAUCAUUUUCAUCACAAUUAAAGUUACAUAGAUAGUACUGAAAAAAUUAGACCAACCUUAUAUUUACCUUGAUAAGGAUGAUCUGCUACACAUUUUAAUAAGAAAAUUAAUUGGCGAUCUUAUUACCUAUGAAAGCAGUUACCGAAUCAUACAUUCUGAUAGAUCACAGAAACAGGUUUGAAAAGAAGGAACACAAAGAGUGGCAUUAAAAUGUUAACGUAUUUCUAUUAAGCAACAGCAAUUACUUAUUCUGUUUCUAUUUUAAACAAAAUUAAGAGAUUUCAUGAAGCAAUUACAUAUAUAUAUUACAAACUGGUAAUGCAAUUAAACUUCCCAUUUUCACAAAGAAAGUAAACAUAAGGAGAAAUGUUGUAUAAUCUGUCAUUACUGUAUAUUUGGAAAUUGCAGCUCUAAGGAGUAAUUGUCAUCUAUUUGAAUUAUCACAAUGCAGCCCAUUUUAAUUAUAUUGUCAUGAGCAAUAGCACAGGAGAAGACAUGUCUUAAUUUUAAGAUGAAUGACUUUUCACUAUUAUUUAGUAACAGAUCUUGUCCAUUUCUUUGCUAUAACAUGUACUUUUAUUUAUCUGUACAAUUUGUAGCCAUUUUCCAAAAAAUAAUAAGAAUUAUUUCCAUGGUUCAUAUGAGCAUAGUUGAAAUUAUGUACUUUUUUAGUGAUACUGGAAAAUAUUUAUGUAAUUCUAUUUUUAUCUUUUUAUACUUACACUUCAUUAGUCAUGAAAAACUUUAGUAUUCAUGGUGACAAAAACCAUUUUUAAGAGGCAGUAAAAAUAAAAUAACAAAACAGACAAUAUACUUAUAAAUUUUUCCUUAAAAUUGGAAAGAAAACUUCAUAUGUUAAUAAAAACUAUAAAGUAAAGUUUAUUCAGGACUUUCAUCUUUUAUAUUGUUAAAUCAUUUUAUGCUAUUGAUUUCUCGAAUUGUGCUUUUUGGAAGCAUUUAAUUAUCCUGCUGUUUUAGUGUUUAGACAUUAAUUACUGAAAGAAAGAAGUUGGUGAAUACAAGCCAAGGAAACUGGAUUAUCCCCUUUUUCCAAUAGCACUAAUGUAUAGUUUCUUUAAUCUUCCAUAUGGUGCUUCGUGUGAUGACAGUAUAUAACAUUUAUAUGUUAUUAGUGCCUUAUUUUUUAGUUGAUUGACUUUUAUUUCUUAUCUAGAGAGCCAUAUUUUUUUGUGAGUGUUCCUUUGUUCCUCUUUUUAAAGCGCUGAUAAGACAGUAUGUUUAGGAAUGUUUGUAGACUUCAUUUUCUACCUUAACCCGGUGUAACCUUUAGAACAGCAGAGUGGCCAAUAUAUUAUGCUUCAACCCAUUGCUCAUAUUUUAGUAAAGUAGAAAAUUCCUUAAAUGCCGGAAAUUGAAACCAUCAUGAUAGAAAUGACCUUUGAGACUACAGGGGAAAAAAUUCCUGUUUUCUGUUUUACUAGAAUUGGAAUGACUAUCUGUUUUUAUUGAUAUCAUCAAUAAGGACAAAAUUACUUUACAAAAAAUAAAAAGGUUAAAAAUUAAAAUAACUGUAAGAGUCAGGAAUUUAACCAAUUUUUAAAACUCAUCCUUGAUAAUAUUUUAACUGUAAUCUACUUCCAUACAAAUGCUGAAGUGCCAUGUGUUUGCUAUCUAUAUAUAUUUUUUUCAUUCACAGUGGACUUUACUGACAUCAGACUAUUUUGUGCUAUAUAUUAUUUUGCUCUUCUUGGUUCGUACCUCUUUUUUUUCUUUUAGCUUUUUCCAAAAAGCUGGUUUUGCUGUUUUCUUUUAUUCUACUGUAGUUUAUAAUUCAGCUUUUCCUGAUGAAUGUAUGUUGAAUAAUUAAAGUAUAUGCUUAGGAAAGAAAAGAUACAGGUUGUAUAUGCAAUUGUGUGUAAAUAUUUGACAGAAAAAAGUGAAUGAAUUAUCCUGCCAAUAGAGAAUGUCCUGCUGGACAGGACCUUGAAAUUAACAGACUUUUUUUUUUAAGCAGUGAAAUCUAUUACCUCAAGAAUUUUCAGUGAAUAUGUGUCAGUGAACUGCUCCUUCUUAGUGAAUAUAGUUGCACUUGCUGCUGGCAGUAAAAGUAACCUAAGUGUCAGAGCGCAUAAAUUUUAGGGGCGAUUAAUUCAAAAGAUAGAUGCCAUGUAAUAUUUUGGGGGUCUAAUAUCCCUAUGCCCUUUUGUUGUAGUUGGGUUUCUUUUUUAUUUUAUUUUCUCUCCCUUCUUUCCUUCUUCCCUAUCUUCCUUUUCCUUUCUCUUUCUUCAUUUUUCACUGUUUUUGGUUGGUUAGUUGAUUUAAGUUGGAAAGUUCAUGUGACUAUGUGAUGAUAUCUCAUGGAACAUUAUAACAGUGUUCUCUUGACUUGGAUGAAAACUAUCAUGAUAAUCAACUAUGUUGGUUGUCACUGUAUGACCUUUUGUAUCGAUUACUGUGGAGUGCUGUUUACCUGCAUGAUGUGUGCAUUCCAUGGUGCAACAUCAUCUAGCAAUGCCUAAUAAAAAUUUUAAAUGAGAA